Haliaeetus leucocephalus (bald eagle) is the source of this 1128-nucleotide messenger RNA. It is a transcript of the gene ESAM, whose product is annotated as endothelial cell adhesion molecule. The transcript is spliced from 6 exons. NCBI's taxonomy places the organism in Eukaryota, Metazoa, Chordata, Aves, Accipitriformes, Accipitridae. The coding region runs from base 1 to 1128 and encodes 375 amino acids. The record is from RefSeq and is a predicted model, not a curated record. Gene Ontology annotation, molecular function: cell-cell adhesion mediator activity. Gene Ontology annotation, cellular component: plasma membrane; adherens junction. Gene Ontology annotation, biological process: homophilic cell-cell adhesion.
AUGCUGGAGGUGCACGUGGGGACAGGCUCGGUCUUCUCCGUGGAGGGGCAGCAAGCGGUGCUGCCCGCCUGGUACACCAGCCGCUCCCAGAAGAAGCCCUACGUCACCUGGCUGCUCAAUAAGGACGAUGCCGUCCCCUUCCAGAUCCUGACCUACCUGGACGGGAUGGUGAAGGUGGAGGAGACGGACCUGAAGCCCCGCGUGGGGUUCCUGUACCCUGUCCUCACCCACAACAUCUCGGUCUUCAUCAACGCCACCCGGGAGCACGACUCGGGCCAGUACAUGUGCACCGUCAACGUGGUGGAUGACGACAGCGGCACAGGCAAGAACAUCGGCGUCAUCAACCUCACCGUCCUGGUGCCGCCAGCCUCCCCUGCCUGCCAGCUGCACGGCAACCCCACCGUGGGAGCCAACGUGACGCUGAGCUGCACCUCCGAGAAGGGGAAGCCCUCGCCCGCGUACCAGUGGGAGCGCACGGCUCCCACCCUGCAGGUCUUCUUCCCCCCUGCCCAAGACCGGGCCAGGGGCACCCUCAAGCUGACCAACCUCUCCCUGGAGAUGUCGGGUCUCUACGUCUGCGUGGCCGAAAACCGAGCGGGUUCAGCCAAGUGCAGCAUUGUCCUGGAGGUGCACUCAAGUGACACCAAAGCCGUCAUCGCCGGCGCCGUGCUGGGCUCCCUGGGCGCCCUCGCCACUGUCAUCUUCUUUGCCCGGCGGGUCGUCAGCUACCAGAGGAAAAAACGUGAUAGCCAGGAGGAGGCAGCCAACGAGAUCAAGGAAGACGCCGUGGCCCCCAAAACCCCAUCGUGGGCGAGGAGCCCAGCUUCGGACACCAUCUCCAAAACCAGCACCUUGUCCUCCAUCGCCGGCACCCGGGAGAAACCCUACGGAGCCAAACCCCCCUCCGACACCGCCUCCAUCCUCACCGCCACCGGCAGCUACCGGGGACCCCCACCCCGGGGAGGGGGACGCAACCCCAAACUCUCCCCCCCCGCCGUUAACGGGGUCCCCCAGCGUCGCCAGGAUCCAGCCCCCCCCCCGGGGUCAUUGCCCCCCUCCAGCUUGGCACGGGCGGGCGCCGUCCCCGUCAUGGUGCCGGCGCAGAGCCGAGCUGGCUCCUUGGUGUGA